Molecule: messenger RNA, 1607 nt
Organism: Rhizophagus irregularis DAOM 181602=DAOM 197198
Lineage: Eukaryota; Fungi; Glomeromycota; Glomeromycetes; Glomerales; Glomeraceae
Cellular component (GO): endoplasmic reticulum; Golgi apparatus; plasma membrane
Source: RefSeq, a predicted model, not a curated record
UAAUACUUAAGUACUGUGUGAAAACUAUUAGAUAAACUCGUUUUUUAUUGUGCCACACUCUCGUGUAGGUUUUUUUUCUAAUUUUCCGCGUUUAAUAAUAAAUUCCAUUAUCCUUUCUUUCUUUACAAAUGGCUCCAGAAACAAAGAGCCGUAAACCCGCAAACACUGCUUUUAAACAACAACGUUUAAAGGCAUGGCAGCCGAUUCUUACACCAAAAACUGUUCUUCCAACAUUUUUCAUUAUUGGAAUCAUCUUUGCUCCACUUGGUGGUCUAUUACUUUAUGCUAGUAAUAGUGUUAAUGAGUUACAAUUCGAUUACACUUUUUGCGAUCAAAGACCACCAGCACCAGAUGAUCCUUUGGGCCAAAAUCCCAAAUUCGAACCAAUACCAGCUGAUGAUAUUACGUCUUCAUUUUCUAAUUCAGAUUUAAACGCACAAUGGGCUAGGAUUGUUAAAAAGCUUCCAUUAGAAUAUGAUCCAACAGGAACUAGAGAAAUUUGGAAUUGUUUAAUUCAAUUUAAUUUACCAGUGAAUUUGAAACCUCCAGUUUUCAUGUAUUACAGGUUAACAAAUUUUUAUCAAAAUCAUAGAAGAUAUGUUAAAAGUUUUGAUGCUAAUCAACUAAAAGGUGAAGCUGUAUCUGCUGCUACUCUUAAAGCUGGAAGUUGUAAACCAAUGGAUGUCGUUGGUGACAAAAUCAUCUAUCCUUGUGGACUUAUUGCCAACUCAUUAUUUAAUGAUUCAUUCAUUCCCCCAAUUCUUCUUAAUUUGCCUGGUUCUGAUGCUCAAAAUGAAUCCUAUGAAUUUUCACCAAAGGGUAUUGCAUGGCCAUCUGAUAAAGAGAAAUAUGGCAAAACUAAAUACACCAUUGAUCAAAUUCGCCCUCCUUUGGAUUGGGUUGAAAGAUACCCAAAUGGUACUUAUACCGAACAAUUUCCUCCACCUAACAUUGCAGAAGAUGAACAUUUUCAAGUUUGGAUGCGCACUGCAGGUCUUCCUGAUUUUAGAAAAUUAUGGGGAAAAAAUGAAAAAGAUACAAUGAAAAUGGGCCGAUAUCAAGUUGAAAUUCAAUAUCUAUUUCCUGUAACCAAAUAUGGAGGUACUAAAUCUCUCGUAAUUUCUACGGUCUCUUUUCUUGGUGGAAAAAAUUCUUUCCUGGGUUGGGCUUAUAUAGUUGUUGGAGUUAUUUGUGUAGUACUUGGGUGCUUAUUUACUUUAAGACACUUGUACAAACCAAGGAAACUUGGAGAUCAUACCUAUCUCUCUUGGAAUAAUAAUAAUGGACAAAAUAGCGGAAGUAACAAUUAAUUUAUCUAUCCUUACUUUUUUUAUGUAAUUAAUUGUCAUAAGAAAAUUUGUAACAAUUCUUAAAUUUGAAGAAUAGAGUAUAAUUAAUUAGUGACAAAUAAAAUAAUGUGUAUAUUUUAGAUCGAUUAGCUAUUUGAAUUAUUUUGGGUAAAAGUACUACAAUUGGUUUAAUUAAUAUCACUUCUACUUUUUUCUUUACUUUAACUUUAUUAUAAGUAUUGUAAAAUAACCAAAUUUUUUAUAUAAUAAUAUAUUUCAAAAUAGUAAUAUUAUUUAUUUUAUUUAUUUUUUUUUUUU